This is a messenger RNA of Leguminivora glycinivorella, 2112 nucleotides long. RefSeq lists its product as uncharacterized. Lineage: Eukaryota; Metazoa; Arthropoda; Insecta; Lepidoptera; Tortricidae. The record is from RefSeq and is a predicted model, not a curated record.
GAUAGGUGUGGCUUUUCAAGUUUUCAGUUUACAUUUAUUAUUUAAAUAACCGAUAACAUUUCCCCCUGAUCAAUGUUACAAGUUCUGAAGUGCACAGCUUGCAUUUUAUGUUUUCUAGUCACUGUCUUGUAUAAAGAUCGAGUAAACUGUGUUCAUGUUUAGGGCGUCAGCCGUAUAGUGUAUCAAGUUAAAUAUUCAUCAUGUAUGGACGAAAAACUCCAUCGACCUACCGGUCUACGCCUUCAGUGUAUUCCCACUACACUACCAAAUCUUCAACAAAUCUCCGUUCUACAAAGUCCGUCCGAUCCCUGCGAGUGCCAUGGUAUCAGAAGCCGAUACUCCAUGGCCUUCUUCUGGACCUUCAAAGAGGUUCUUUGCUAGCAGCAUCUUUGUCUGUGUUCAUAGCCCUGUUCACAUUCGCACAAAGCAUCUUCGACUUGUAUUGCCUGGGCAUGGCUGCCCCGGGCUCCGUACACUACGGAUUCUAUGCCUUCAGUUUCCAGUUUGUCUAUGUUGGGAGUGUCCCCGUUCGCAACGUGUUGAUCAUAUUUUCGCUAUUCUCCUGGCUGGGUUCAGUGGCUGUGCUUGUCACUGGAAUCAUACUCAUCAUAGCACUUAGAAAGGAGCACGAAAAACGAAUAGCCCCCUGGCUGUACACUUGGGGCGUGUUCAUCCUGUUCCGUCUAGUGGCGUUCAUAUUUGCGUCCAUCGUUAACGACAUGAUAUUCUCGUAUAACGCGCUGAUGUGUGUGUGCUGGGUCGUGUUUGUGCUGGUUGGGUGCUACGGAUGGCUGCUAGUGUACAGUCUGUACCGGGAGCUGUGCGAUCUCACCAAACUGGAGGACUUGGCGCAUUUGAGGAUGGGUACCAUGGCUUCCCUCAAUGCGUCACUCGCCGGGUCUCGCCCCACCACCCCCCACAGUGCAGUCUCCACAAUGCCUGCUUCACAAAUCUGAUACACAGACACCUCUCGUCAUACUGACCAAAAAACCACCGAAAAAACUAGAACCUACGAUAAGACUGACCAGAAAAGUGGUCUAACACAUGAGCAGAAAAGUGGCCUAACGAUCAGUGACACACAAAAAACUGGUCUAACGAACAGUGAUAAGCAGAAAACUGGGCUAAGUUUGACAUUUACGGAUGAUACGUUGAAGGAUAUCACUGAGGAGAGUAGCGAUGAAGGCACGCCGUUGCCUGUUGAGAGGUAUGAGACUAUAGUGUAGUACCUCUUAUCAGACAAAAAAAAAUACAACCCCGUAUAGACAUAGACAGCUAAAGUCAGAAAUGAACGUACCUCGGAACCAUCAAGAAAAAAACCGGCCAAGAGCGUGUCGGACCACGCUCAGUGUAGGGUUCCGUAGUUUCCCGUAUUUUUUUCAAAACUGUUCAACCUAUCAAGUUCAAAAAAAUAAUUUUCUUAGAAAGUCUAUAUAAACGACUACUUUUGUGACUUUUUCAUAUUUUUUAAACUUAUGGUUCAAAAGUUAGAGGGGAACGCUAUUUUUAUUAACUUUGGGAGCGUUUAUUUCGAAAGUAAGUAUUAACAAUAUCAAAAAAUGAUUUUGGUAAACCUUUAUCCAUUUUUCAAUACCUAUCCAACAAUAUAUCACAAGUCACUCGUUAGGGUUGAAAUAAAAAAAAAAACACUUCCCCCUUAACGUGUGUGUGGGGGGGGGGGCUAAUAAAAGUUAAAAGAAGUUAAGAGUGAAACCAGUAUAAAUGACGUCAUGGCUAGGCUAGGAACUUUAGGUGUAUUUUGGUCAAUAUUACGACUUAAAAAAAGUCUGAUUAAGAUUUAUUUUUUAUUAUAAAAAGCCCUUAUUUGUUAUAAGACAUCCGUCCAAUGGUUUCUAACCAUUUAAGUACCUAGUAUAAGUAUAAAUGUACCAUAGAUAUAAGGAAAUACAUUUUAUGUAUGUGUAUGUAUAAAUUUGUAUUUAGUAUGUGCAUUGUAAUGGAUAUUGUGAAUCUCAUAUAGAAAUGUAAUUUUGCUAAGAUUUUUUAUACUUAUACAGUUUGAAUGUUUUAAAUGCUGAACUUCGGUCACACUAGGUCAUGUCGAAAUAUAGUAAAGCACAAUUUUUUUUUGGAAUUUAAAAUAAACACGCAUAA